Marmota flaviventris (yellow-bellied marmot) is the source of this 1085-nucleotide messenger RNA. It is a transcript of the gene Ltb, whose product is annotated as lymphotoxin beta. Gene Ontology annotation, molecular function: tumor necrosis factor receptor binding. The record is from RefSeq and is a predicted model, not a curated record. Gene Ontology annotation, cellular component: membrane. Gene Ontology annotation, biological process: immune response. Lineage: Eukaryota; Metazoa; Chordata; Mammalia; Rodentia; Sciuridae.
GUCCUGGUUCAGAGUCUGGAUGGGAGCACUGGGGCUGCAGGGCCGGGGUGGGAGGCCCCAGGGGACGGGCUGCCUCCUGCUGGCUGUGGCAGGAGCCACUUCGCUGGUGACCCUGCUGCUGGCAGUGCCUAUCACUGUCCUGGCUGUGCUGGCCUUGGUGCCCCAGGAGCAGGGAGGACUGGUAAUGGAGUCCGCAGGCCUGGGAGCACAAGCCCAGCAAGGACUGAGUAAGAGCAAUGGACUCCCUUCCCGUCUGCAUUCCCAGAUACCCUCUUCCUCCAAGAAUCCAUUCCUGCGCCCUGGCGCCCUGUCCUCUCAUGGGAAGCAUCCAUGGGUGGCCACCCUGCCCCCAAUUGUGGCCUCUACACCAGUUCCAGGGUUUCAGCAACUGCAGGAAGAGAAGCCAGAAACAGAUCUCAGUUCCAGGCUCCCGGCUGCCCACCUUAUUGGCGCGUGGAUGAAGGGACAGGGGCUAAGCUGGGAGGCGAAGAAAGAAGAAGCGUUUCUAAGGAGCGGGACGCAGUUCUCUGGCGCCGAGGGGCUGGCCCUCCCGCAGGACGGCCUCUAUUACCUCUACUGUAACGUCGGCUACCGGGGUCGGGCGCCACCUUCCGGCGCGGGCCCUCAGGAUCGCUCCGUCACGCUGCGCAGCUCGUUGUAUCGAGCUGGUGGCGCCUACGGUCGGGGCGCUCCCGAGCUGCUGCUGGAGGGCGCCGAAACCGUGACUCCAGUAUUGGACCGUGCCGGGAGGCCACAGUACAGACCCCUCUGGUACACGAGCGUGGGGUUCGGCGGCCUGGUGCAGCUCCGGAGGGGCGAGAGGGUGUACGUCAACAUCAGUCACCCCGAUAUGGUGGACUAUAGGAGAGGGAAGACCUUCUUUGGGGCUGUGAUGGUAGGGUUAGUGCCCUCUGCGUCCCUAGGAAAAUGUCUGCAUAGUGCGAAUGUAUGAAUCGACCCAGGGAUUGGGGACCCAGACGCCCGGGAUCCCAGGGCAGUAAGAAAAAUAUAGGAAACUGUUUAGAAACUGAUUUUGAACCCAAUGAAAAUAAAGAAUGUAAAGCUUUAGUGCCGUCAGUACGGAA